GCUCCCGCUUCCGGUCGGCGCGGCGUGUGCGGGAUGGGCCCUAGGCGUCCCGGCCCCGUGAGGGACCACCGGACCGCGAGCGACCGCCGGGCCGUCCAGGACACCGGCGGCAGCAGCGCCCUCAGCAAGUGCUCGGCGGCUGCACGGGGCUAUUUCCAGGACCGGUUCCUGCGGCUUCUGGCGGGGCGGCGGCGGCGGCGAGCGCCGCUUAUCCACCGGGGUUAUUACAUCCGUGCCCGUGCUGUAGAUCACUGUGUUCAGGACUUCCUGCUGAAGACACAAAACCUAUCCAGAACACAGAUCCUAUCUUUAGGUGCUGGCUUUGAUUCUUUAUACUUCCGUUUGAAGGAUAUGGGCCUUCUGCAUCACACUGUGGUAUAUGAGGUAGAUUUCCCAAAUGUGGCAUACCAAAAAGCUACUCUGAUCAAAGGAAUGAAGGAAUUGUCAGCACUGGUGGGAGACACUGGAGGGGAAGGAUUAGGAGCCAUUACCUUUUCUGGAGAGGAUUAUAAAUUACUGGGAGUGGAUUUAUCAGAGCUGUCUGAGCUGCAAAGAACCCUGGAGGAAGCAGGACUGAACAAUGAAAUCCCCACCCUCUUCAUCGCAGAGGUGGUGCUCACCUACAUGGAGAACACCAGGUCAGAUGCCUUGAUUCAGUGGGCAGCAGAGCAUUUUCCUCAGGCAUGCUUCCUGGUGUAUGAGCAGGUGCACCCAGAGGACCCCUUUGGACAUGUCAUGCAGCAGCAUUUCAGGCAGCUGAACACUGCCCUGCACUCACUGGCACAGUACCCUGACUGUGAGGCUCAGCAGAGGCGCUUUCUGGGGAAGGGCUGGACUGAGGUCAGUGUCAUGGAUAUGAAUGAGUUUUUCACCUGUUGUAUUCCAGAAGAUGAGCAGCAAAGAGUGCAGACUCUGGAGCCUUUUGAUGAGUACGAGGAAUGGCAUCUGAAAUGUUCUCAUUACUUUGUGUUGGCUGCAUCGAAGGGCAUGGAACCUUCCUGGACUCCAUUGUUACCCAGUGUGACAGUACCUCGUCAUGCUGGUCCUGUUGGGAUGGCUGGGAGUGUCCCUGCAGCAGUAUGUGCAAGACUCUCAGGAAUUCCUGGUCUGAGACGUUAUGGUCACCGCUCUGUUCUUGUAAAACCCAAUGUGAUUCUUACCACGGGAGGCUUUGGGGAGGAGCAUGGACAACACUGCCGCAUGAGAAAUUUCCAUGUGCUGAGUAAGCAUGCAGGCUACUGGGAAGCUGUCUGUGUGACACAGAAUAUUCCUGACAAAAGAUGGGGUGAGAGGUUGUACCAUACCGUGUCUUGUCUCUCAGACACUCUGGCCCUGGUGGUCGGAGGACGAACAUCCCCAUCAAGUGCAGGCUUGGGAAUGUUGUGGCUGAAGUUCCCCGAAACCUGUAAUGCUUCAGGCCCAGAUGACGUGACAGUGGAGCUUGUAAAUCUGCAGCCUGCUGCUGAAGCAGCAGCUUUGCGUUGGAGACACAGCACAACUGAAAUGACCUUCAAAGGUGAGCAGUACUUGUUUGUGUAUGGUGGCCGCUCUGCUCUGGAGCCUGUGCUUGGGGAUUGGUGUUUCCUACACACUCCAGAACUCUCCUGCACUGUGAUUGCUGUUGAGGGUCCAGUCCCAGAAGGCCGCCACUCUCACAGUGCCUGCAGCUGGGAAGGAGGUGUGCUGAUUGCAGGAGGUCUGGGAGCAGCUGAGCAGCCCUUGGGUUCAGUUUUUCUUCUGAGGGAGCUUGAACAUGGCUUUCAGUGGCAGACAAUAGAGACACACCCUGCUCUUGUCCCAAGGUAUUCACAUACUGCGCAUGUGCAUGAGGGAAAGCUUCUGCUCGUUGGUGGAGUGUGGUUUCAUGCAUCCUCUGUGCCAGGCAUCACUGUCAUUGACUUAAUGACUGGUCUCUGUUUGGACUAUGUGAUUAGUGUGGAGCACCUGGAAUGGCCAUUAAUGCUACACAAUCAUAGCAGUGUCUUUCUGCCAAAUGAGAAGGAGCUGUUGGUUAUUGGUGGUGGUGGAAACUGCUUCUCCUUCGGGACACACUUGAACCCUGUGCCUGUCUCACUGAGCCUCAGCAGCAUCCUGAUCGGUCACUGAGUGAGACCAAGCAGGGCUGAACCAUGCUAUUCCACUAUGGGGAGACAUCUGUUCACUCUAGAUCCAAAAGCAGCACGAUACUUCCAUAAAGGCUUUGUAUCCAGAAUGCAUUUGUGAAGGUGGGAUCAGAAGGGACAGUUAAAACAACUGGCUGUUGCGUUUUUACGGCUCUUUGUGUUGCUGUAAAUAAAAUACCUCAAAAACAGCUGGCAGCAGUAGUCCUUAGAAGUGAAGAACAGUGUGGUUUGGGUUGGAAGGCACUGUAAAGAUCAUCCAACCCCCCUGCCAUGGGUAGGGAAACCUACUAGACCAGGUUACUUCAAGCUCCAUCCAAUCUGGCCUUGGACACUUUAAUGGAUAGGGCAGCAACAGCUUCUUGGGGCAAACUGUGCCAGGGCCUCACCACUCUCACGGGGAAGAAUUUCUUCCCAAUAUCCAGUCUAAAUCUAUGUCUAUCUAUGUAAAUCUAUUGUCUCAAUGAAAAACUGUUCCCUUGUCCUGGCUCUCCAGGCCCUUGUAGUCUCUCUCCAUUUUUCUUGUUGGCUCCCUUCAGUUACUUUGAGGCCACAAUUAGGUCACUCCAAAGCUUCUCUUCUCCAGGCUGAACAAUUCCAAUUCUCUCAGCCUUUCCUAUUAGCAUAGAGGUGCUCCAUCCUGUUGAUCAUCCUGGUGUCUUCUAUGGACUCUGUCCAUCAGUUCCAUGUCCUUCCUGUGCUGGGACCCCAGAGCUGCAGGCAGCACUGUGGGUGCGAUCGUACUAGAGCAGGGCAGAAGUGAAGAAUCCCCCUGCUCCCUGGUUGCUCACACUGUGGGAUCAGCCCAGCACAGAGGGCCAGGGCAUGUCCAGCCUCUCAUUCAACAGCAUCCCCAAGUUGGUCUUGGCCAGGGCUCUUCUUGAUCUCUUCAUCCCCCAACCUGGUUUGAUACUGGGAGUUGUCCUGAUCCACAUGCAGCACCUGAACUUGGUCUUGUUAAACCUCAUGAGAUUCCCACAGGCCCUCUUCUUGAGCUUGUUCAGGUCUCUCUGGAUGAUAUUUGGUCUUUCAGGAUGUGGAACUGCUAGAAUGAGUCUAGAGGAGGCCACAGAGAUGCUCAAAGGCUGGAACCUGUCUGUUCUGGAGACAGGCUAAGAGAGCUGGAGGUGUUCAGCCUAGGGAGGAGAAGGAGAGACCUUAGAGCCCCCAACUUCAAGAGAGCUGGAAAUAGACUUUGGACAAGGGCCUGGAGUGUCAGGAUGAGGGGAAUGGCUUCCCUCUGCCAGAGGGCAGAGAUGGAUGGGAUACUGGGGAGGAACUGUUCCCUGUGGGGGUGGUGAGGCCCUGCACAGGUUUCAUGGAGGAACUGUGGCUGCCCUUUGUCUGGAAGUGUUCAUGGCCAGGUUGGAUGGGGCUUGGAGCAGCCUGGGACAGUGGAAGGUGUCCCUGCCCAUGGCAAGGUGAAUGAUCUUUAAGGUCCCUUCCAACCCAAACCAGUGAUUGCUCAAUGACUGUCUGACUUGAAUUCACAUCAGUUGUUGGGUGCAGAAAAACCGUUAACAUUUACUUCAUUUUUUUUUCUUCUCUGUUUCUUUUCUCUCAUUCAGUAUUUUUUGAAUUUGUUUCUAUUUAUUAAAUUAUCUCACCUUACGAGUUUCUUUCUCACUUUUUUUUUCUUACUGAAUUGCCAGCUAGGGUUAAAGCACAAGACCCUUUCCCCAGCUCCACUGCCCUUCUCUGGACACACUCCAGCAACCUCAAUAUCUUUACUGUUGUGCAGGGCCCAAAACUAAAUACAGGAUUCCAUACACCAACCUCACCAGUGCCCAGCACAAGGUACAUGAUCACUGCCCUUGUAUUAUGGAGUCUCAUAAAAUUGAGACAAAUAGAUCUCAAAAGAGAUUUUAUGAAGCAGUUGACCUCCUCCUGCUCCCAGCAAUUACAGAUCCAACAACUGAAAACAGAUCCAUGAUGUCAAAUGAAGGUGUUAUGACCUGACUGACUUAAAAAGUCCUGAAGGUUUCAGCAGAGCAACAUAGAAUGCAUGGUCAUUGUGCCCAAGGCAGCAAGGGCUCUCUCUUAGUCUCCUGUGGGCUCCUGGGUAUCCAAAAGGGGGUUCUGACUGCCCUGGGAUGACACACAGGGGGCUCUGACUGCUCCGUGCUGUCACAAAGAGGGGUCUGGCUGCCCCAUGAUGUCACACAGGGGACUCUGCCAGGCUAUAAAAGGGGCCCCACAGGAGCAGAUAGUGCUGGGCACAACAAUCUGGCAGUGUCUUGGCAGACAGCAGCCUCGGCCUCUGCCAUCCCACCAGGGUUGGAUUCCCCUCACUGGAACCCUGCAGGUCUCUGGGGAACCUCUCCACCGGCCUGUGCUGGUAACCUGGAGUGCUACUGACAGGGCCAUGGGGCUCCUCAACAUCUUCACCAUGGGUGAGCUGGUGGCAAUCACCAUGGCGGUGCUGCAGCUCAUCCUGGUCACUGUCAUGCUGCGGGACAAGUGUCUGUGGGUAGGUGGCCUCUGAUGUGCUGUGUGGGCUGGGCUGGGCCUUGCGGGUUUGGGGUGAGUCGGUGUGGCGUGUGUGGCACGACAAUGUGGAGCAUUCUGGGGAGCUGCUCUUGUCUCACCCAUCUGUGGUUCUUGCAGAGGAUCCAUCACAACUCGAAGCAUCCAAGCACAGCGAAAGGCCGGCUGGAGGGGCAGAGCAACGUGGACAGGGCACAGACAUCAGCAGACAUGGGGCUGCCCCAUGGCAGCUCCCCACGCAGCUCCAUGAGCUCCAGCAGGCGUUUCCCCCGGUUCAUCCGCAGCUGCCGGGACUCCCAGGAGCUCUUCGAGGAGCACCGCAAGGAGCUGGAGGCACAGCUAGCCCAGUGGCGAUGGGGCAGGGGGAGUGGCAGGGUGGUCCACACUGAUCUGCAUGCUAUGCCAAGGCUGCUGGGGGCCAGAGAGUGUCCCCAGCGCCUUGGAGUGGAGUUGGCAAGGCCAGACAUGAACAAGGUGACAGAAGAGGUCAAACAGAAGAAUGUAAGAUCAUGCAGCAGCAACAGCUCCACAGUGCUGGAACACAGAAGAUCUGUGGUGAUAGCCAAGUUGCUCCCUAGACUAGUAGUGAUCAUGAAUCCCAUUGUAUUGGAAAGCAGCAGCAGCAGCUCCAUGGAGCUGGAAUACAGCACCAGCACUGCUGCUGGAAGGUUCCUGGGGCAGCUUCAUGCCCGCCUUCAGAGAUGCCUGACAGCCUGGCAGACACGCCGUGUUCAGCGCCGCUGGUGCUUCAGCAUCCGCUUCAAGUCCCAGUGGUGGCGGCGGUGCUGGACCCAGUUGAGAAAAAAAGUGUAGUGAGAAUGAGUAGUCAGGGAGGGAUAGGGGAGUAGGGAGUUUCAGGAACUGCCUGGGACAGCUGAAUCCCUGGGCCUCUAUGGAUCCUUCUGGCAGAUCCUGUUCUCUACAAGUUGGCUGAGGGUCCCCUCCUCCAGGUCACUGAUAGAACCAGGACUGGUUUCAGUGAUGCCUAGAGGAGCUCCACUGGUGAAUGAACACCAGCUGAAUUAAACUGUCCCCUACCACCCUCUGGGUCUGGCCAUCCAGACCCUUUUAUACGGUGAACACAGUGGACCUGUCCGAGCCAUGGACAGCCAGUUUCUCCAUAAGAAUAGUUUGGGGAAUGGUGUGUCAAAGCUUAAAAGCCCCAGUAAACAUCAUCACCAGCCUUUCCCUCCUUCACCAAGCAGGUCAAUUUAUCAUAGAAGGAAAGCUGUGGACAAUCCAGGAAACUUCACUGCACCCUGCUUUAAGGGUAGAAUAAAGGACCCUGGGAACUACCAACCUGCCUACCAGCCUUCCCUCUGUGUCUGGGAAGAUUCCCACUUUGGAAUCUGCUCUUCCCCUGAUUCUUACCCAUUAACCCUCAACCCUUUCAUCACCACUGUCAAUUCCUAGACAGCCAAACCAUUCCCUCAUACACAGGGCUAUCCCCCACUGCUUCUCUUUCCUUGCUGAGCCCUUCUGAAGAGUUUAUCUCCUCCCAAUUGCAACACCAGCCUAUUUGCUGACAGGAUGGUGUGAGGAGCAGCAAAGGCCUUGACACUCAGCACUGAUUGAAACAUCCUGGGGUUAUUGACAGUCUUCAGCACAAAUCCAAACCACACACCCAAUGGAAGAAAUUGAACUCUUCCUGCCCAGCUCAGCAUUUAUCUCCAGCCUUUAUUAUUCCAUGUUGUGUAUGUCCUGCUCAGGUCCCACACCAUCACAACACAUCCUCACCACUCCUUUGCCCGUGAAAUGUCUAGGAAUCUCCAUCAAUCUCCAUCAAUCUCCAGAGCUGGGCAGUCCUGUGGAGUCACUGAGGCGGAGGGUGAUGGAACUGGAGGAUCCUGUAGAGCCAGACAGGAGAAGCAGCUUGAUGGGGCUGUGCAGCACUGUCAGUUGCUCUGGGCAGAAGUGAUUCCUCAGAUCUUCUGCUUUUCCCUUUUUAAAAAUGGGAGUUGUAUUUCCUUUUUCCAAUCAUCAGGGACUUUUCCUAAUUGCCACGAUUUUUCAAAAAAUGAUGGAUAAUUUCUUAGCAACUUCUGCUAGCUCCCUCAGGACCUGGGCAUGUAUCUCUUCAGGUCCCAUGACUUGAGCACUUUCAGGUUCUUUAGAUGGUCUUGAAUUUGAUCAUCUCAGUGGGCUCAGGGUGUUCAUUCUUCCAGUCUCUGCAUUUGCCUUUCUUAAUGCGAGCAGCAUGGGUGGAGCACUUGUCAUUGAAGACUGAGGCACAGAAAUCCUUGAGAACCUCAGUCUUUUUGUCCAGGAUAGUCAGGUCUCCUGUUUCCUUCUGGAGAGGGCCCACAUUACCCCAGCUCUCUUGCUUGCAACGUAUCUGUAGAAGCCCUUCCUGUUAUCUUUAAUAUCCCUGUCACUGCCCUCCUCUUAAUCUUCGCCCACAAGCUCUCAGCUGGUUCCUCAUACUUCCCCAGGCAGAGUUCCAUAUCCAUAGAGGGCUACAUCCUCUCCUCAUCUUCCUAGCCUGUCUUUGCUAAAAAGCCUAAACCCUUCCAUUCCAGUGCUCGAGUCAUAGGAACCAUCCCACCAUGUCUCUGUGAUAUUCUGCUUUCCUCUUCACUUGUUGGUCGUUGCCAGUGCUUGCUUUUAUUCAAAUAAGAAAAUUGCAGAGGAGUUUGGUUAAAAAUGGCUUUUCAUUUGGAGGUGAUGAAAGACCCUGAAACUGUUUCUUCUGAUAAAUCCAUAAAGGUGGGAUGCUGUAUGAAGCUCACUGCUGUAACUAGCCAUUAACUUCCAUUGAUAUUUUAACUAUUAAUAAAUAUUACUUUUAUAA
Oenanthe melanoleuca is the source of this 7398-nucleotide messenger RNA. It is a transcript of the gene LCMT2, whose product is annotated as leucine carboxyl methyltransferase 2. Gene Ontology annotation, biological process: wybutosine biosynthetic process; tRNA methylation. The transcript has 14 exons. Gene Ontology annotation, molecular function: tRNA methyltransferase activity; protein binding. Lineage: Eukaryota; Metazoa; Chordata; Aves; Passeriformes; Muscicapidae. The record is from RefSeq and is a predicted model, not a curated record. The coding region runs from base 34 to 2106 and encodes 690 amino acids.